Messenger RNA from Eupeodes corollae, 3297 nucleotides. RefSeq lists its product as uncharacterized. The transcript has 4 exons. Gene Ontology annotation, biological process: DNA integration. The coding region runs from base 1 to 3297 and encodes 1098 amino acids. Gene Ontology annotation, molecular function: nucleic acid binding. NCBI's taxonomy places the organism in Eukaryota, Metazoa, Arthropoda, Insecta, Diptera, Syrphidae. The record is from RefSeq and is a predicted model, not a curated record.
AUGAAUUUAAAGCUUGUAGAAAAAUUACUAGCACAGCAGAAGCAAUGGAUGGAAAGUGUGUUACAAUCCAAUGCAGACCGCAUGGAGAAGAUAUUUCAGAAUUCAUCGUCCUCUAUGCCUGCCACACCCAACUCCAUUCCACAGUUUCGUGCUUUUUCUUCUGAAAAAGAGACUUGGGAAAACUAUAUGUUCCAACUCCAGCAACACUACAAAGCUAACGCAGUAGAAGACGACAAUCUGAAGAAGGCAAAUUUUUUGUCAACCUGUGGAAACUACAUCAACGAGGUACUCCAAAAACUGUUCGAGACCACCGAUGUGAGUUUUCGUAAGAAGUCGCGGCAACGUUCCAAAAGCCGCAGACGUAGGUCAUCGUCGCAUUCUUUCGCUAAGAAUGAUAAUCGCUCACACCCCAGCCAUCGCUCCUCGCACACGGAGACAAACCAUUCAAUCAAUGAGAUAAAUGAAGAUGGACUGGACCCCGAUCAGGUUUCGUCAGCACAGUGGGAGCUAGAGCGAAAAGGUCGUCAAAUUUUUGUGUCGCUUCACGUUAAUCAGCAACCAAUGCUUUUUCAGUUAGACACUGGAGCAACAUGUUCACUAGUCGGCCUCAAAGGUUAUCAGGCUCUUGGGAAUCCCCCCUGCGAACCAACUAGUCGUUCGCUGAAGGCUUACGGAGGAGUAAGCGUACCUAUUAAGGGGGUCGUCAAUGCAUCUGUCCAAUAUGAAAACAAAAUUCGCAGUCUGUCCUUUUUGGUAACCGACUAUCAGCAAGGUGCAAAUAUUAUGGGUUUAGAUUGGUUCGAGGCAUUUGAUUUCUCGAUUAAUUAUUCAACGGGAGAAUCGGUGUUACAGGUAGUAAACGGUGAUGCAUUGGCAACCGCUGCAAAGUCUAUCUGUGAAAAAUACAAAGCUGUUUUUACUCCAGAACUAGGUGGCAGUAAACUAUUUACCGCUCAUUUAACAUUGAAACCAAACAGUCAACCCAAAUAUUUCAAACAUCGCCCCGUUCCGUUUGGUUUAAAAGAAGCUGUUCGAGCUGAAAUAACACGUUUACAAGAGCUAGGCAUACUCCGACCGAUUGAGACCAGUCAAUGGGCAGCACCCAUUGACGUCGUGAAGAAAGCUAACGGCAGUUUACGUAUCUGUGGAGAUUUUCGUAUAACCAUUAACCCACAGUUAGAGAUCGAUCGUCAUCCUAUCCCCAGAAUUCAGGAGCUUUUCCAUAAACUACAAGGUGGUCAAUAUUUUACGAAGGUCGACUUGUCCGACGCCUAUCUCCAAGUCCCUUUAGACGAUGAGUCAAAGAAACUUAGCGUUAUAAGUACUCAAUUUGGUCUUUUUGAAUACCAACGUUUACCUUUUGGAACAUCAAGUUCCACUGGAAUUUUUCAAAUGUAUAUUGAACAAUUAACUUCCGACAUAGAUUUUUGCACGUCAUAUUUAGAUGACAUCAUCGUUUCUGGACGAACAGACGAUGAGCAUCUACAUAACCUUCAGAUUUUACUGGAGCGUUUAGAACGACAUGGACUGAGAUGUCGGCUUGAAAAAUGUCAAUUUGCAAAGAGUGAAAUCAACUACUUGGGCCAUAUUAUCGAUGCCGCAGGAAUACGCCCAUCGGAGGCACGGGUUGCAGCAAUUCGGGACUUGCCGGAACCAAGGAACUUAAAGGACUUGGAGGCGUUUAUCGGCAAACUGAAUUAUUAUAAUCAGUUCAUCAAGAACUUCGCCCAAGUAGCUGCCCCUCUUAACAAACUACGUUCGUUAGAUCAGCCUUUUGUUUGGGGGGAAGAUCAGCGAAGAGCUUUUAAUCAGUUCAAAAACGACAUUUUGAACGUUACUAGGUUGGUACAUUUUCGUGAUGAUUUUCCAAUCACAUUAGCCACAGACGCAUCCUCACACGGAAUCGGUGCCGUGAUCUCUCAUGUGUAUCCAGACAAGACGGAAAGACCGAUUGCUUUCGCAUCAAAAACGCUUGAUGACUCUCAGAAAAAAUACAGCCAGAUUGAGAAAGAGGCUCUUUCCAUCAUUUACGGAGUGAAAAAAUUCCAUCAGUACCUUUAUGGACGUCAAUUUGAAUUGGUUACAGACCAUCAACCGUUGGUCACUAUUUUUAAUCCAUCUAAGAAGCUACCACAUAUGACGAUACAACGUCUUCAAAGAUGGGCACUCAUUCUUAUGGGAUACACGUAUACCAUACGUUAUCGUCCUACAAAACAACACGGUAAUGCCGACUGCCUAUCUCGUUUACCAACUGGACCAGACGACACAUUUGAUAGUGGAAGUCCUAGAGUAGUUAUACCCAAACAGCUACAACCGAAGGUUUUGUCGAUUCUCCAUCAAGGACACUGGGGACUCAUCCGAAUGAAGCAGAUAUCUCGACGUUAUUGCUGGUGGCCCAGCAUUGAUGACGACAUCACCAAAACCGUUUCCAGGUGCGUUGCAUGUCAAAAUAAUGCAAGUAAUUCCUCCCGAGAGUACACCAGCUGGCCGACAACUGAAGAAGUGUGGGAACGAAUACACAUCGAUUUCGCUGGACCUUUUCAGAAGCAGAUGUGGUUAAUUGUAGUCGACUCUAAAUCAAAGUUCCCAUUCGUCGUCCGAAUGGCAUCAACCACGUCGGAAGCAACAAUUCAAGCGUUGCGAUCAAUUUUCGCUUUAGAAGGACUUCCCAAAACUCUGGUGUCUGAUAAUGGCACCCAGUUCACUUCGAAUGAGUUCCAGCUUUUCUGUCGAAAUAACUCAAUUAAGCACGUAACUUCAGCGCCAUUUAACCCAGAAUCCAAUGGAGCUGCUGAGAGGAUGGUGCGAACAUUUAAGACAGCUCUUAGAAAAAUUUUAUUGGAUACAACUCGGUGGGACGAAGCUCUCCUUGUUUUUCUCUCUACGUAUCGUUCUACACCAGAUGAUUCUGGAAUUUCACCGGCAGAAAAACUCCAUGGAAGACAACAUCGCACUAUACUCUCUGCAAUGGUCCCAGAAGCAAGCAAAGCAAACACGAAAUUCAAAACGAAAUUUAGUAUUGGUCAACCGGUUUUCGUACGACAAUAUCAACGAAAAGAGAAAUGGAUUGCUGCAGUUGUAGACAAGACCUUAGGAAGAAGAAUGUACUGUGUAAGAGCUAGCACAGAUGUUGGUCAGGCAGCAUCAAACGAUGAUAAACCAGACUCAAAUGACGUUGGCGAUAUGAUGCAUUCCAGUUCACUUCAAGCCAACGCCAAUCUUGAGCAAUCUCAAACAAUUUCGAAUCCAAGUCCAAGAAUACAUCCUAGAAACAAUCUAGAAAAUCAACAAGCUUAA